This is a messenger RNA of Impatiens glandulifera, 546 nucleotides long. RefSeq lists its product as uncharacterized. The transcript has a single exon. The record is from RefSeq and is a predicted model, not a curated record. Lineage: Eukaryota; Viridiplantae; Streptophyta; Magnoliopsida; Ericales; Balsaminaceae. Gene Ontology annotation, molecular function: nucleic acid binding; RNA-DNA hybrid ribonuclease activity. The coding region runs from base 1 to 546 and encodes 181 amino acids.
AUGAGGCUGAGUACGAAGCAUGUCUCUCAGGUCUCAACAUACGAAAGAGGAGCAACUAAAUUAGACGUAAUCGGCGACUCUAAUCUGGUUAUAUCCCAAGUUAACGGAACAUGGCAUGUACGAGGAGAAAAUCUCAAACCUUAUCACACUUUCCUACUCCGUUUUAUUUACAAGUUCGAUCAUGUGUCUUUUGUACACGCCCCAAGAGGCCAAAAUCGCUUUGCCGAUGCUUUGGCCACGCUAGCAGCUAUGACCCAAAUUCCUGUUGGAAUUAAGGUCAAACCUAUGAUGAUCCGUCAGAAACGAAAAUCCAAUUUUGAAGUUGGAGUGGUAGCCUCCGUUCAAGUGUCCACCAAACCAUGGUUCGAUAUCCUUCAAAACUACAUUGUGUAUGGAGAAUAUCUGUCCCACUUCCGAGCUAAGGAACGAAGAGCCCUGCACCAAUAUUCCACCAACUAUGCUUGGAUACUAACAAACUAUACAGACGAUCUUUUGAUGGUCAAAACAUGCAUUGCGUCAAUGGUCCCGAGGCACGAAGGAUCAUAG